ACUCUCCGGGUUUUAACCCUGAAUUAAGAACACAUUUAUAUGUCGUGAAAAUUUGUUUUUAAUAAGUCAUCUAUCUGCAAAGAGGGGAAGAGAGAAAUGAUAACAACAGCAGACUAUGUGGAAUUAAAAAUGUAAAGGAUUACAUGUAAAAGCAGAAUGUAUGGAGAUAAAUGCAGGGAUUACAAUGACUUAGAAAAAGGCUGGUUAAAAGUCUGCUUUCCAGUAAUGUACUCUAUCAGUGGAUAAGAAAAGAGGAAAGUGUGAGCUGUGCUGGUAUGUGUAGCCUGUGUAGUGUAUAUUUAUGCGUGUGUGGCUCUCUAUAGUGUGUGUGUGUGUGUGUGUGAGAGUUGUGCAUUAGUCUCUUCAACGCGGAGGGAGAGAGAGUGUGUGAGUGUCAGUGUGUGUGUGUGUGUGAGACAUAUCAUCAUCGGUCCUGAUGCUUUCUGUUCCUGCGUCUCUGAUGUCUUCCAAGCGACCAAUCUCUCCAUAUGGGGGGACAGAUGGAGAGGUAGUCAUGGCAACCAGCAGACAGAGACUGGAAGAGGAAGAGAGAGAUGAUGGACAGGCUGUCAUGCACCUCCCCCUGACUCCCUACUGCAGCAAGGUGUCCCCCCGCUCGCCCCGCCCCCUGGACAGCCCCCCCACCCUUCACAGUGCCAUGGACCAGGAUGGCAGUAAGGGUUGGUCUCUGAGCCCCUACCCCCAGCACAACUCCUCUACCUCUCCAGGCAGUAAGCAGCAGGUGGAGGAGGGGGGUUCAGGGGCCGUAGCGCUGGGGACCCCAGAGAGACGUAAGGGCAGCCUGGCAGACGUGGUGGACACACUGAAACAGAGGAAGAUGGAGGAGCUCAUCAAAAACGAACCAGAAGAAGCCUCCAGCAUUGAGAGGCUGUUGUCUAAGGACUGGAAGGACAAGCUGUUGGCCAUGGGAUCAGGACACUUUGGAGAAAUCAAAGGUACCUCAGAAAGCCUGGCAGAGAAGGAGCGCCAGCUGAUGGGCAUGAUCACCCAGCUGAGCAGCCUGAGAGAGCAGCUCCUGGCGGCCCACGAUGAGCAGAAGAAACUGGCCGCCUCGCAGAUCGAGAAACAACGGCAGCAGAUGGAGCUGGCCAAGCAACAACAGGACCAGAUUGCUCGGCAACAGCAGCAGCUUCUGCAGCAACAACACAAAAUCAACCUCCUGCAGCAACAGAUCCAGCAGGUCCAGGGGCAGCUGCCUCCGUUGAUGAUCCCAGUGUUCCCUCCAGACCAGAGGACUCUGGCUGUAGCUGCUGCCCAGCAAGGCUUUCUGCUGCCCCCCGGAUUCAACUACAAACCAGGCUGCAGUGACCCUUACCCUCUCCAGCUGGUCCCUACUACCAUGGCAGCAGCUGCUGCCGCGGCAACCCCAGGCCUCGGUCAACUACAGCUCCAGGGACGGAGAGGGUCUGAAGUGGGGAUCGACAGGACAAUUGAACAGUUUGGAGUAGACUCCAACUACAACAACCCAGCCUGGUGGUGCUUACAGCAGCUGUAUGCGGCACAGCUGGCAGCGAUGCAGGUGUCUCCAGGGGCCAAACACAGCAGUAUGCCCCAGACCAACCUGAACACCCACUCUCCCACCAACACACACCAAGAGAAGAGCCGCAGCACCCCACCGCCCAAACCCAAGGACGAGGGUGCUCAGCCCCUGAACCUGUCGUCCAAGCCUAAGACAGCAAGCGAGAGCAAGUCACCCACCUCCCCCGCUUCCCCACAGGUCCCCACCAUGAAGCUGGGCCACCAUAGCACCGGAUUAAUGAAACACAGCACAGCCCCCUCCAGCAUCGGAGGACCACCUUCCAGAGUCAGCUCCAUAGACCUGCUGUCAUCCCUGUCCUCGGGGGGCUAUCUGAAUGACCAUGAGGCUGUGACCAAGGCUUUCGCUGAGGCCAGGCAGAUGAAGGAGCAGCUGAAGAGAGAACAGCAGGUGUUGGACGCCAAGGUGGCCGCUGUCAACAACCUCAGCCUCAACAACGGACGCUCCGACAAGGUCAGAUAUGACAAGGCAGCUCUGGAGAGUCUGAGCCACCAGCUAAAGCAGCAGUCAGAGGACAGAGAGAAGUUCAGCCACGCCAUGAUGGACUUCACCAUGAGUGGAGACUCAGAUGGCAGCCCCAGUGUGUCUGAUUCCAGGAUGUUCCGUGAGGCCCGGGGCCGAGGCAACAGCGAACCGCACAUUAAACGACCCAUGAAUGCUUUCAUGGUCUGGGCAAAGGAUGAGAGGAGGAAGAUUCUCCAGGCUUUCCCCGACAUGCACAACUCCAACAUCAGCAAAAUCCUCGGUUCUCGUUGGAAGUCCAUGACUAACCUAGAGAAGCAGCCAUACUAUGAGGAGCAGGCCAGGCUGAGCAAGCAGCACCUGGAGAAGUACCCUGACUACAAGUACAAACCCCGGCCCAAACGAACCUGUCUGGUGGACGGGAAGAAGCUGAGGAUUGGAGAGUACAAGGCCAUUAUGAGGAACCGCCGGCAGGAGAUGAGACAGUACUUCACUGUGGGACAACAGGCCCAGCUGCCCCUGUCCUCGGCGGGCGUGGUGUACCCAGGUGCCCUCUCCAUGGCAGGCUUGCCCUCCCCCCAGAUGCCCUCGGAGCACUCCUCACUGUCCAGCAGCCCCGAACCUGCCGCCCCACCCCUCCAGACCCCCUACCACCCCAGCCUCAAGGGAGACGAGACCCGAGUCAAACAGGAGGAGCUGCGAUUGGACGACAGCAACGGUGAUGCGUACGACGACUUUGAUUAUGAGGACGAGGAGGGAGAUUAUGGAAGUGAUAACGACAACCACCAAUAAUCUGGAAGCAGAGCGAAUCAGAAUCAGAUACCCAGCUUCUUGCUGGAAACACCCCCGUCCGUCCACCAAUCCUGAGAGACUAUCCGUCCCUUAUAUCCAAUCACAUCCAAUGUCACAAACCUCGCCCUCCUUUACCCCUUAACCAACAAGGACUCUGGGAUCUCAGAGCCAAGCCCCUCCCAUUGGAAUCCCGAUACCAGCAACCGACCAAUGAAAUCAAGCACAGGACCUGUCACUCACACUGACUGUUACACCGACUGGAGUCUAGGAGGAGAAGAGCUGAUUGCCGUGACUUCUGCUGAGUACUACACAGUACUACAGCAUACUAACAAAGUACUACAAAGUUCUACAGAGUACUAGAGUAUUACUGCUGUGUACGCCAUAGAGGCAUGAUGAGAUAUACAUUAUGUCAUGAGUAAGCUACAAUAUGAGGAGAAAACACAGAAAAAACAACCUUUUAGACCAGUUUGACUUCAAAGAUACAUUUUUUUAAAACAGCAGGCCUGUCAGUUGAUUAAAGAGACACUUAAAAAGGUCGACCUGUUUGUUUAUAAAAGAGACACUUUUAAAACAGCUUUUUUUUCUUCUUGGUUCUAUGAUAUUCUCACUCAGGUACACGGUGCCAACAAGUGGCUUGUGAAUGUGAUUUGUUGUUUUUGUGCUACAGUUUUAAUAAUAGAUACAAAAUAGAAUUUUUCCCUUUUCAUUGUAAAGCACCUGACAGAAGUCAAAGCAAAAUUUUUAUUUACAAUUAUUAUUCUUUCUUCAACUCUGCAGUGUACUAUCAGCUGAUAUCCUCCCUCUGUGUGUGUGUGUGUGACUCCCCUUAUGAGAGUCAAAAUGGGACAGUCCAGUCAGGGCCAGUGUUGGACUGUGAGGACCGGCUCACUUCAGGGGACUGUGGGGGGGGACCUCAGAGUCUCUCAUCAUGGGCAAGCUUGGACAGUACUGUGUGAUGAGACAAUCUCCCACCAACCCUCUUCUCUCCUGUUACACUCUCGCUCUUUUACCUUUUGUUUACCUUUCCUUUAUUCUGAUCAUGAGGACUUUGUGUCUUUGGAAGGUACAAACAAGGGUUUAUUUUAGAUAUGAAACAUCCCCCUGUAUGUGUGUGAGAGUGUGUGUAAGCAAACUUGCUGUGUGUGUGUGUGUGUGUGUUUAGUCUGUGUGAGCUGGUCUAGUCAUCACUAGGUCCCAGAACUCUGUCCCUUUCCAAGACAAACAGACAACACUGGAGUUUCCCCUGUGAGCCCCCAGAACUUCAGUAUCCUGGUGUAGAGAGACAGAGAAAGCCCUAUGGCUCUCUUGUACACUCACACACACACACAUUCCCAAGUCCCAGUUCCCCAAUUGAAACCCCAUAACAACUCUACUCCGCUGCCAACUGAUCCAGCCAAACCCACAACCCAAACCAUCUCAUAAUACUCCCAACUGAUAUCACACAAAGUUGGUGUGUAUUUUGUUAUAGAAGUUUGGUGGGUUCCUGUGGGCUUCUACUGGUAAUUUAAAGUCUCUGCUGUCUGUCCCCGUUCUGUCCCUCUCUCUGAGAGUCCCCCUCUAUGUCCCCCUGUGUCUUACUCUGUCCCCGUCCGUGUCCCCAAAACACGUCAUUCUGCUGUUCUUAUUGGGAGGAGCUGAUCGUUUUAUCAGCACGUCAGUGUUUCGUUUGUAUUUGAAUACUGUAUUUUAUUAUUUUUAUUCAAACUGCCUCUAGUGUAAUAAUAUUAUUAACAAUAAUUAUAAUGAUGGUCAGCAUUUCUUUAAGUUUUAGUAAGUUAUGUACAGUAUAAUUUAUUUUGUCCUCUAUUGGGUUUUUAUGACCAAUAUGAAACUUAUUCGGUCAAUGAAGCAUUAUUAUAUUUAGCUGCUUUAGAGUAUUUACAUCUAAUGUUGUCCUUUUACUUUUUACUUGAGUUUUAAUUUACAUUUUUUGGUUUCUGUUUUUAUUUGUUCUGUUUGUUUAGUAUUAAUCCUAUAUGGACGCUGUGUGAGGAGGUAGAGCGACACGGAUGGCAGCGAACGAACGGCUGUCGUUCUUCGUGAAGGAGACAGGACUUUCUAUUCACUAACUCUCUCCCCAUCUGCGUCCCUCAUCUUGACAACUUAACCCUUUUAUGUCCAAACCCAUUUCUAAAAGCACUCAGACUCUGUGUGGUCAGAGAAAAGAAGAAGGUGAUCUUUUUUUUGUAAUGGUUCAUGUAUAAUGUGAAGUUUCUUCUACUUUCUUUCUUUUUAUGAAGAUAAAAGAAAACAGCUAUAUUAUUCUAUUCGGUUUUCUCUGAACAAAGGAGCAAGGCUCUCGUUUACUAGGGUUGCUAUUUUCACUGAGAUGCCGUGGAACAUCAUUGAGGCUGGCGGACACAGACACACACACACAGCAGACACACACAAAUUACUAGCAGACACAGUUGUGCAAAUUUCUAUUAACGCGAUCAGGAUUUGGAUCAAAUUAGGACGUGAUCAGAACAUACACACACACGUUUGACCCAUAGGAAAAUCAGUGUUUACUUUGCCUAUCCAACAAUGUUCCACAGCAUAACCUGACAUUCAGUAAGAUGACCAGUCAUAUCUAUGUGACUCCAGAACUCUGGAGACUUUACUUUGUUUUAGCUCCACCCUAUGGCCUAGCCAUUAGCCAUGUCCUCUCACUCUACAGGUGUGCUGCCAGAUAGUGACCCAGCCCAGUCAUGCUUGCUGUAGAUGUUUCUCUUACACAAUCAAUCACAACCAUGCCUAUUGCCAGAUAGUGAGCCUCACAGUCAAUCAUACUUGGCGAUACAGACACCCUCACAAUCAGGCCAUGGUGAGACCUAAUGCUGGAGAGAGGGUGUCCUGUAUUCUGUCUGGAAGCUGUAGGUUAGAUAAGUAGACUAGACAGUGUGGGGAAAAGGAGGGGGUUACAAAUUCAAUCAUCCCAGCUGGCUAGGUCUGCCACAUACUGAGGUAUUAUACUGUACUUAGGGCCAGGAGUUUUGUGACCUGACCAUGUGACCUGACCAGGACAAACACUGGGCUCUAGUUAGACUAAUGAAUAGGGUCCAGAGUUGUUAAUGAGCAGGUUAUGUAGAUAGGGAGCUAGACACUAGUGAGGUUGGCUGAUACAGCGACGAUGAUGAUGAUGAUGAUGGAGAUGAAGAUUAUAAUAAUUAAGACAAUCAAAUGUCAUGAGUGGAGCUCAAAACAAAGUCAGAGUUAGUAAAAAAUAAAAACGUAUCUUACCAUCUCAACUUGAAAAAUGGAGAAAGAUAAUUAUGUAAAUAUAACAUAGAGUUAUAGAUUUAUAUUUUGUUCAUAACACAGUGUAAUAUAAGUUGUAUAUUUCUUUUUCUCUUUUAUUGAUGUUAUCCAUGCUACAAUAAAAGCAGGAGUUAAUGUACUCUUACAAAAAAAUGAAGGAAAAUUACAAAUAAACAAACAAAACAAAAAAAGAGAAGCCGUGGGCUUGCCAUGCACCAUCUGUUCUGAGUUCACUUUUUUCAGUAUUAUUGCCAGUCAAGGCUUUAAUAAAAACAGCAAUGUGUGUUCUGUAAUG
Molecule: messenger RNA, 6344 nt
Organism: Coregonus clupeaformis (lake whitefish)
Lineage: Eukaryota; Metazoa; Chordata; Actinopteri; Salmoniformes; Salmonidae
Product: transcription factor SOX-5-like
Exons: 16
Coding region: 437-2812 (791 amino acids)
Biological process (GO): regulation of transcription by RNA polymerase II; positive regulation of chondrocyte differentiation; cell fate commitment
Cellular component (GO): nucleus
Molecular function (GO): RNA polymerase II cis-regulatory region sequence-specific DNA binding; DNA-binding transcription factor activity, RNA polymerase II-specific
Source: RefSeq, a predicted model, not a curated record